Messenger RNA from Sclerotinia borealis F-4128, 2019 nucleotides. Lineage: Eukaryota; Fungi; Ascomycota; Leotiomycetes; Helotiales; Sclerotiniaceae. The record is from the annotation of a GenBank genome assembly.
AUGUCCUCAACUCUCCAAUUCCCUCCUACCUAUGUUCUCGGAUUUCUAUUUGAUGAGAAGGAAAGAAAAGAGUUGGAAAAUGAAUUGGAUAAGGUUCACGCUUUACGGUAUAUUAUUCAAGACGCGGAGGUGGGACUUACAAAGAUUCCUACAAAGGCGAGAGUGGAAUUUGAGCUGAGGAGGUUGAAAUUUAUGACGGUUGAUGUUGACAAGGUUGAAGAAAAGAGAGAGAAGUUGGAGGAAGUGAAAGUUGAAGUGAAAGAGGAGGUGAAAGAGGAGGUGAAAGAAGAGGUGGGAAAGAAGAGAAAAGCUGGGAAUGGAAAGAAGAAGAGGAGGGAGCGAAGAAGUACGUUGAAUAAGGCUGGGAAUGAGGUCAUUGAACUUAGUUCCAGUGGAGAAGAAGAUGAAGAUGAAGGAGUAGAAGUAAAAAGUUUGGAGAUGGCUAGGAAAAAGCUGAAGUCAGCUGAUGAGACGAGUUCUCAUGCCCCUAUUGGCAGUAGAUAUGGACAAGAUACUUUCAAAGUUCUGAAGGUUGAUUGGUAUUUCGAUUCGGUAAGGAAGGGAACCUUGCUUCCAAUGAACAAUUACCUAAUAUACGAAGGGCGACGAGAAAUGGAACGAUCGAAAUAUCUUCCACAAACUAUUCUAUCUCUCGCGGCAGCUGAUUCUGAGGGCUACACCAAGCACAAUUACAAUCAUCAUUAUCGACAUAUAGAAUCCAGCAAACCACUUACCCGGCCUCCCCUUCUCACACAAACCACCUCUGAGCAUGACGAUCCCAAGCAUUUCCCUCCUUUACCAGAAUGCCUCAAAGCAAACUACUCAUGCGAACGACCCACACCAUUAAACUCUCCAAACGAUGAUUUCAUCAUCCAACUCAAAUCCAUCAAAUUGAAACGUCUUCUAGAUGCCGAUCAAAUCGGUGUUCGCGCUUACAGUACUUCAAUCGCCUCGAUAGCAGCAUACCCCUAUACCCUAACAUCACCCACGGAAGUCCUGCAGCUCCCCGGCUGCGAUCAAAAACUCGCUAACCUCUUCCUCCAAUAUCAAAAUACUGGCACCCUUGACGAAGCGGUCGAAUUUCAACACGACCCACGCAUGCAAGUUCUUCGUCUCUUCUACAAUAUCUGGGGUGUAGGCGACACCACCGCUCGCGAUUUCUACGAUAAAAAGGGCUGGCGCGACCUCGAUGAUGUUAUUGAAUAUGGCUGGGAUAAUCUUUCCCGCGUGCAACAAAUCGGUGUAAAAUACUACGAUGAUUUCUUACUUCCCAUUCCCCGCGCAGAAGUCGAAUCCAUUGGCUCAGUGGUGCUUUCCGAAGCUCGGCAAAUCGAUCCGGGGUAUCAGAUGAUUAUCGUAGGGGGAUAUCGCAGAGGCAAAUUAGAAAGCGGCGAUGUAGAUAUCAUGCUCACUCAUCCAGACGAAAACCGCACCAUGAAUUUUGUGUCAGAGUUAACGGAGAGAUUAGAGAGUUUGGGAUGGAUUACACAUGUGUUGCUGGAAUCAACCGCGAAUUCUAAGAGGGGACAGCGUGCUGUGCAGGUGAGUCAUUCGAGUGAGGGGAGGGAGGGAAAACAUGCCGGGUUUGAUGGUUUGGAUAAAGUGCUCGUGGUGUGGCAGGAUAUCAAUGUCCCUGAUUCUGUUUCCCAUACCCCGCAAUCAAUAUCUACAUCUGAAACAACAAAAGAAACCAAAAACCCCAAUCCUCACAGGAGAGUCGAUAUAAUCAUAACACCCUGGAAAACCGCCGGCGUAGCAAUUAUUGGUUGGAGCGGUGGAACAACAUUCCAAAGAGAUCUGAGGAGAUACUUGAGAGAGAAAAUGAAUUGGAAAUUUGAUAGUAGUGGGGUGAGGGAUCGGAGCACGGGGGCGUGGGUCGAUCUCGAGGAGAGUGUGCAGCUGGAGGGAGGUGCGAAUGGGAGUGUGGAUUUGUUGGGCAAAUUGAGGGAGAAAGAAAUGGCUGUUUUUGAGGGAUGCGGUCUGGAGUGGAGGGAGCCGUGGGAGAGGUGUACGGGGUAG